Messenger RNA from Acanthaster planci (crown-of-thorns starfish), 3006 nucleotides. RefSeq lists its product as uncharacterized. Gene Ontology annotation, cellular component: nucleus. Gene Ontology annotation, biological process: regulation of gene expression. Lineage: Eukaryota; Metazoa; Echinodermata; Asteroidea; Valvatida; Acanthasteridae. The record is from RefSeq and is a predicted model, not a curated record.
AUCCGACUUGAUACAAGUCUAGAUGCUACCAGACUGUACUGUACGGAGUAGGGAUCGCAUGGUGGCGCUAUAGUGACUGUUUUUGCUAGGCUUACGGAGUACGUCGGAUGCAUGUACUUGUGGUAUCUAAUCUGGAUGGUUUGGUCAGCAAAAUGUCCUCCAAGACACAUCCACGCUAAUGAAUGAGAAAUGAAACACCCCAGUCAACACCUCACCAUACCAAGAGAUAGCUUGUUAAAUAACGAUACAGUGCAGUGUGUAGUUUGCUGACGUGAUACACUCACCAGGCUCAGCACACUAGGAUUUAACAAGCAUCUCUCCCUCCCCCCAAGUUGCAAGAGGUCAAUGAACGUGUCAACCAAGACACUGCAUUCCGCGACUCUACAAUUCUGUUGUGAUUGUUGAGGGAACGGAAGGCUUCCAGCAUGAAAGCAUCUACAGCACGCGUCCAUGAUUAUGCGCCAAGAAGACAUCAUCCACACUCUCGGGCACUUGCUUCUCAUUACGGGCGCUCACGGCGAUGACAUGAAAAGUCAUGCUUGAAGCUGUAACAGACAGAAGUUGUGCUUGUUUUCUGCUGCAGCACUAGAGUCUACACUUAUCGUACGGCAUUUGGCUUUUGACAUCCGUAAUUAAUGCCACUAGGCAGUACUGGAGUGGUAGCACGUGAAGACGUUCGCUUCAAAGGUCUGAAGAUAUUUGCUUAAGACAUUUUGUGGCAAACGCUUUUCCAACUGUGGUUUCCGGCACAUACACGUUAGUGUCAACACAAGUAGAAAAAAAUCAUUUGGUUGACCUAUUCAUUAAAGGUAAACAAAGUUAAACGACAUGGUGACCAACACGAAAAUACAAAAAUUCUCUUGUUUGUGACAUUUCUGGCAGUGUUUACAAACAGGGUACCCUUCGACAUGAGGGUCCACACUAAAGAGAAGCCAUUUGUUUGUAGCAUUUGUGGCAACCGCUUCUCAAGCAGUAAUACCCUUCGGCGACACACGAGCAACCACGCCAACGAGAAACCGUUUGUUUGUGACAUUUGUGGCAAGGGCUUCUCCCACAAAUGCUACCUUCAAAAUCAUGAAAGGACCCACACCAAUGAGAAACCAUUUGUUUGUGGCGUUUGUGGCAUGGGCUUCUCACAAAAUAGUUCUCUUCACAGACACAAAAGGAUCCACACCAAAGAGAAGCCAUUUGUUUGUGAGAUUUGUGGCAAGCGCUUCUCACAAAACGGUUCUCUUCACAGACACAAAAGGAUCCACACCAAAGAGAAGCCAUUUGUUUGUGGCAAUUGUGGCAAGGGCUUUUCAGAUAAAAGUUCUCUUCACAGGCACAGAAAGGUGCACACCAUAGAUAAGUCAUUUGUAUGUGAUACUUGUGGCAAGGACUUCUCUUAUAGGUCUGAGUUUCAACGACAUGUGAACAUCCACAAAGAGAAAAAAUUUGUUUGUGACAUUUGUGAAAGGGGUUUCCCAAAUCAAAGUUGCCUUGAAACACACAAAAUGGUCCAUACCAAAGUGUAUUUUUGUGACAUUUGUGGUAAGGCUUUCUUAAACAGGCGUUGCCUUCAGCUACAUAUGAACGUCCACCGCAAAGAGAAGCCAUUUAUUUGUAGCACAUGUGGCAGGGGUUUCUCAUGUAAUAGUUACUUGCGAGAACAUGAAAGGGUCCACACUAAGGAGAAGCCGUUUCUUUGUGACGUUUGUGGUAAAGCCUUCUCAAACAGACGUGGCCUUCAGCGACAUACAAUCGUCCACUGCAAAGAGAAACCAUUUAUUUGUGGCACAUGUGGCAAGGGCUUCUCUCGCUAUAGUUGCCAUCGAGGUCAUGAAAGGGUCCACACUAAGGAGAAGCCAUUUGUUUGUAACAUCUGUGGUAAGGCCUUCUCAUUCAGGCAUGGCCUUCAGCGACAUGUUAGCAUCCACAGCAACGAGAAACCUUUUAUUUGUGGCACUUGUGGUAAAGCCUUCCCACAUAAUAGUUAUCUUCGAAAACAUGAAAGGGUCCACGCCAGUGACAAGCUAUUUGUUUGUGACAUUUGCUGCAAGGCCUUCUCCGAUAGGCGUGGCCUUCAGCGACAUACGAUUGUCCACUGCAAAGAGAAGUCAUUUAACUGUGACACUUGUGGCAAGGACUUCUCACGUUAUAGUCGCCUUCGAGAUCACGAGAGGGUCCACACUAAGGAGAAGCCAUUUGUUUGUAACAUUUGUGGUAAGGCCUUCUCACUCAGUUAUGGCCUUCAGCGACAUAUGAGCGUCCACAGCAACGAGAAACCUUUCAUUUGUGGCACCUGUGGUAAAGCCUUCCCACAUAAUAGUUACCUUCGAAAACAUCAAAGGGUCCACACCAAUGGAAAGCCAUUUGUUUGUGACAUUUGCGGCAAGGCCUGCUCCAACAGGCGUGCCCUUAAACGACACACAUGUGUGAGAGUCCACGCGGAAAAGGAACAAUAUCCUUGUGAAAUUUGUUGCAAGGUUUUCUCAUGUAAUAGUUUUCUUGAAAUACAUGGAAUGACCCAUAUAAAAGAGAAUGUUUGUGACAGUAAAGGCGAAGCGUUCUCAUACAAAACUGAGACGAUAUGAUACAGUGGCAAAGGUUUUCCUUAGAAAGAUGUUAAUUUCGACAUGAACGUGAGAGUGCACAUUGACCUGAAGCCGUGAUUUCCUUUUUUAAGAAUGCAUACAUGUACACGUAUAAGAGUCCACACCACUGAAGAACCAUGAACUUGUGAUGUGUGUGUCAAAAAGUUUCAGACGGAAAAUAAGAUGUUAGCUUACCGUUAGCCUAGUUACAGGCCCAUAUUGUAUCUCAUCAUUUCUGUUGAAUUAAAUGCACCGCAUGGUCGAUCACUUUUUAUCUAUAAUGCGUCUGUGUGCUCUUAAUUUUUGGUAAGUUUUUCUUUGUUCUGACAACUUCUUGGUAGCUUAUGAUGUUUUUAUUAAUUCACCAUGUCUCCUUCCUUCUCAGUACGUUGGUUGAGCGGUGAGCGGGGUAAUAAUACCAAACGAUAUA